AGAUAAACUAGACUUCCUCAGCUACUUCAACUCUCCACUCAAGCGUCGACAAAUUCAUCAUCCUCAUCUCAACAAUCUCCAAUCAGAUCCAAGCCUUCAACACCCAGUCCACCUCCAACCACCACCUUCCUCGCACUACCCCUACCAUCCCUGAUCAUCCACCCACUCAGAUCGCCUCCAAACCCUCCGAGCAGCCCGACAACCUCACCCCUCAACAGAAGGAACUCUUGAUACGCUCUCGACUGAAGGCAAUCAGCACUCAAUUCAUCAUCGCUGUCGAACAACUCAAUCAGCUCUAUCAAACUCACCCAUCCAACCAAGCCUUCCAACAUCAUCCAAUCCAUAGAUCAUCACUCCCACUCCGUACUCCCUACACCAGAUCAUCAUCCUCACGCCCCUUCUCGCGUCCAAUCAGCUUGGGCCCGCCUCGCAGCUCGACCAUCUUUGGUCCAGGUAAUCCAUUUGCCGAGCUUGACGCGGAAGACGAUGAGCUCAAAGAACUCGACAAGAAGCUUCAGUCCUCUGGAAUGAACCAGGAAGCCUUCCAAAUCUGCUCCAAGGAACUCAAGCGAUUACGAUCGAUCCAACCCAGCUCGGUCGAACAUAGCGUCAUCAAGAACUAUCUCGAGAUCAUGUUGGAGCUUCCCUGGUCAAAGAGUACCAUCACCUUGACCAAUCAGGCCCUACUCGCCAAAGGUUUCCUCCAAAAGGCUCGCGUCCAACUAGAUCUCGACCAUUUCGGUAUGCUCAAAGUCAAACAACGUUUGAUCGAGUUCUUGGCUGUCAUCAAACUUCGUGCCGAUCUCGAAACCCGCGCAGCAAAUCAACAAUUCGUCGCUUCCAAUACCGAUCCAUCCACAACUUCUUCCUCUCCCAGUAGUUCAUCCACUCAACCUCAGCCGUCCAAUGAAUUCCAAAUCAGCCGACUUUGGAAGGAUACAUUGGAUCCUACUUUCCUUGUCCCACCCGAUCGACCCAACGCUCCGGCUGAUAACACACACAGACUUCCCGGCCCAACUCUGAAAGGUAAAGAUGGAAAGAAACCUGCCCCGAUCCUCUUAUUGGUCGGGCCUCCAGGGGUAGGUAAGACCUCUAUAGCCAGGAGCAUUGCAAAGGCUCUCAAUAAACAAUUCUAUCGGAUCAGUCUGGGUGGGGUCAAGGAUGAAUCAGAGAUCAGGGGUCAUCGCCGAACUUAUAUUGGAUCUAUGCCUGGUACGAUUGUUCAAGCUUUGAGACGAGUCGGUGUCAAUGACCCGGUGAUCCUACUAGAUGAGAUUGAUAAAGUCGGCAGUCGAAGUAUCAACGGUGAUCCAGCCUCAGCACUCUUGGAAGUAUUGGAUCCUGAACAAAACUCGACCUUUGUUGAUCAUUACAUCAAUACACCCAUCGACCUUUCAUCCGUUUUAUUUCUAGCGACUGCUAAUUCAACUUCAACCAUCUCCCCACCACUAUUGGAUCGACUCGAGACCAUCCAAGUCGAUGGGUACUCCUUGGAUGAGAAAAUCAAUAUCGCCAGAAGAAACUUGAUCCCCAAACAAAUCAAAAAUUACAGUCUACAACCCCAUCAAUUCAUCUUGGACGAUGAACAAGUCUUGAAGAAGAUCAUCUUGAGUUAUACAAGUGAAUCCGGUGUCCGAAACUUGGAAAGAGAAAUCGGUAGCCUCUGUCGGGCUAAAGUCUUGGAAUUCAUCCAAGAUCGUGAUCAAUCCGAUGUUCUUGAUAAAACCAAGUCAGAACAAGAUCACCUCGAUCAAUUCCAAGCCAAGAUACACAUGGAUGAUGUCCGCAGAAUUUUGGGACCUGAACAUUAUGAGGCGGAAAUUUCAGACGUCGAAUUGAAGCCAGGAGUAGCCAUCGGAAUGGCAUACCAAGGUAGCGGAAAUGGCUCGAUCCUGUACAUCGAAGCAACCAGCUAUCCGGGAAAAGGGGGGUUGAAAUUGACAGGCUCGUUGGGCGAGGUGAUCAAAGAAUCGGCCGAAUUGGCCAUCAGUUGGAUCAAAUCCAAUUCAAACUUGAUGAAUUUAAACUUGACUAAAAUCGACACCUUGGAUUUACAUAUCCACUUCCCCUCCGGUUCGAUCAAAAAGGAUGGGCCUUCCGCUGGCGUCGGAUUGGUCUUGGCCCUCGUCUCUUUGUUCUCCAAUCUAGCUAUCGAUAACAAUUUAGCUGUCACCGGUGAGAUCUCGCUCCGUGGUCAAAUUCUACCGGUGGGUGGAAUUAGAGAAAAGGUUUUAGCAGCAAGUAGGUCUGGGAUCAAGCAAAUUCUCAUCCCGGCCAAGAACGCGAAAGAUAUCGAGUCGGAUGAGAACUUGAAGAACCUCAAGGACUUGGUGGAGGUCCAAUAUGUGAAUUCCUUACAUGAAGUGAUCAAGCUAGUCUUCAAGGACAAAUUGUGGACUAGGACCGCAAAUCUCCAACAAAAUCAAGAACAAUUCAAUCAACUCGCUCAAAACUCUGAUAGUAAUUUAUAACCACUUGCAACACUGUUUUUUUAUUGGCCAUUGAUUGAAUACUCCCCCCCCUCCUUCUACUUACUAUUCUCAUCUUUUGUAGCUUUUCUUUUUAUUUUAUUUUCUGAAUAAAAUAAAAGAUCAAAAAAAAAACUUGACUGCCAUCUCCUCUCCAAUCAAUGCCAAUCCAGAUUAUGUAGAAAUGAUGUUCAUUAAGGGUUGUUGAAGGGAUGCAAGACUAGCCCUGUGUUGAUAAGUUAUAUGUAAUGAACUAAUUGAGAAAAGAUCUUGAAGUUGA
Messenger RNA from Puccinia graminis f. sp. tritici CRL 75-36-700-3, 2748 nucleotides. RefSeq lists its product as uncharacterized. Gene Ontology annotation, molecular function: ATP-dependent peptidase activity; ATP hydrolysis activity; serine-type endopeptidase activity. The record is from RefSeq and is a predicted model, not a curated record. Gene Ontology annotation, cellular component: peroxisomal matrix. The transcript is spliced from 4 exons. NCBI's taxonomy places the organism in Eukaryota, Fungi, Basidiomycota, Pucciniomycetes, Pucciniales, Pucciniaceae. The coding region runs from base 528 to 2471 and encodes 647 amino acids. Gene Ontology annotation, biological process: protein targeting to peroxisome; protein catabolic process; protein processing.